This is a messenger RNA of Xenopus laevis (African clawed frog), 2901 nucleotides long. It is a transcript of the gene kremen2.L, whose product is annotated as kringle containing transmembrane protein 2 L homeolog. Lineage: Eukaryota; Metazoa; Chordata; Amphibia; Anura; Pipidae. The coding region runs from base 654 to 1916 and encodes 420 amino acids. The record is from RefSeq and is a predicted model, not a curated record. The transcript has 9 exons. Gene Ontology annotation, cellular component: membrane; plasma membrane.
AGACCUACUGUAUAUGGGUGCACAGGAAAGGCACCUCUGUAUGGGUGGGAACACAGGAGAGACAGACCAAUAUGGUUGCACAUAAUAGACAGACCUAUAUGGGUGCACAGGAGAGACAGACCUAUUUGGGUGCACAUAAUAGACAGACCUAUAUGGGUGCACAUGAGAGACAGACCUAUAUGGGUGCACAGGAGAGUCACCUCUGUAUGGGUGGGAACACAGGAGAGACAGAUGUAUAUGGGUGCACGGGAGAGAUAGCUCUGCAUGGGUGGAAACACUGGAGAGAUAGACCUAUAUGGGGCAGCUUUAUGCAGGUAAUGGUAAAUCAAUUAGAAAACCAGAGACAGCUCCUCAGAGCCCCUGAGAGGAGGAGGAGGAGGGCAGCUCCCUGCAGGUAGAGAGGACAGGUAGUAACAUGAGAUGCCUUUAGGUUGUUCGUCUCCUCCCAGAAAUGAUAAACCUACAAGACACAAACAGAGAUGAGACUUCAGCGAGUUCAGUCUGUCUGGCAGGACACUGUCUGUCUCGUGCUCUGAGCUCAGGGUCCCGUCACUCUCCACCUAUCCCAGCCGCUCUCUGGAGGACAAACCAAUUGCAAGCUCUUCAUUCAUGCGCGGAUCUUAUUCUUUCCUGGAGAGAAUGUUUUCCUGACAAUGUUGCUGGAGAUGCUGUGGCUGUUCCUGCUGGAUCUUGUCCUGUGCGUGAGGUCAGAGGUCACAGAGCUGUCCGAAUGCUUCACGGUGAAUGGGAGAGACUAUCGAGGGACAGUGAACCACGCGGGACCCGAGGGAACAUCCUGUCUGUACUGGAACCAGACCACACAGCACUUGUACAACGUUCAGUCUGAUCCUGAUGGAGAGCUGGGGCUGGGGAACCACAACUAUUGCCGAAAUCCUGAUGCGGAUGUCCAGCCUUGGUGCUACGUGUCAGAGAAUGAAGAUGGCAUUUACUGGAAGUACUGUGAUAUCCCAUCAUGCCACAUGCCCGGUUACCUUGGCUGCUUCCUAGAUUUUGGCACUCCUCCUGCACUCAGUGGGGCAAGUGGAACAUCCUCCAAACUUACUGUCCAGGCCUGCAUCAGAUACUGCCGCACUAAGGGCUACCAGUAUGCAGGUGUGGAGGCGGGAUAUGCCUGUUUCUGUGGUGAUCCAUCAGACGUAGGCACCUUGCAGCCAGCCAGCAGCUCCCAGUGUGACCAGUACUGCUUUGGAAAACCCAAUGAGAUCUGUGGAGGUGAUGGGAAGCUGAGUGUGUACAGCGCAUGGGUUGGAGCUUGCCACGAGAACCUAACUUCUUUCUCUGGUGUCCUGUACUCUCCGGACUUCCCAGAGGAAUACGGUCCCGGCAUCUCCUGUAUGUGGGAUGUACUCUCUCCAGGCAGUGCUGCUGUUGAGCUACAGUUCCACAUCUUCCAAAUUCCAGACCCCAAGGACGUUUUAGAGGUCAGAGAUGGGGCAAGUGGCACUUUGCUCCUGAAGAUUCAAGGUGGACAGAAACCUCCUAACAGUGUCACACUUCCAACUGGUCACCUCUGGUUUCACUUCCAGUCUGACCAAGAGAUUGGUGGUCCUGGCUAUGCUAUAACUUACAGAGGACUGCCAAACACGAUGACCAACUCCACCCCAACUCAAGAAACGUCUAAAGAACUCUAUUUGGUGUCCACCAACAGUACAUCAGAACAUUAUAGUACAGAGCACACAUCUUCCAGUAAAGCCUUGCUCUUCCUGGCAGCUGCUCUGCUGGCUCUACUAGCUCUCUGCGUUGGAAUUAUAAUAUGGAGGUACCCAUCUUGGAGCUUCAGUAACCCUUGCACUAUGGUUCAGCCUACAACCUGCUCCAUGCUGUACAGACACAAGAAAGACAGAAUGGGUGACCUCACCUGCGUUAAUCAGUCGUCAAUGAAAUCACUGAUAUAAAGGUGGAUUUAGGAUGAACUCAACAAGCCCCAGGAUGGCUCUGAGCCAUAAACUCAAGCACUACGCCGUGCCAUUACAUGGUAUCAUUCUCUGCUCCUUUCCCACAAGAAGGCUGACGUGAAGAUGAGAUGGGUAAAUCCACUGCAAAAUACAGAACCUGCAUGAACCAAAGACACUGCAGGUUAAGGCCACUGCAAAGCAAGGAAAGAAAUGCUCAGCAAACAUGGAUUAUUAUAAUGAUGGGACCAGGCAGAGCACAAAGCAUCAGGGGACAGGGACAUAGUAUGGACUCAAUAUCUGCAAUGCAGAGGCAAAAUAUAGAUCAAUGCACUUCAGGUCUGUACAAGGAGUAACAUUCUCUAGAGUACAGCAUUGACUAAAUGCUCUUACAACAAUACACUUCAAGUAUAUAGGUGGCACACACCAACAGUUGACUGAAAAAAAAAAUGGAGGCUGUGACCAGGGUAAAACUCUGCGGCCUACAAACUAUUUAUUUUAUUGCAAAUACCUAUGUGAUAAACAAGUGAGGGCAACAGUGUGGUGGUAUCUUAUAGAAAAAGCUCCUCGCCAAUCGCUUAUGAUGAACAUUUCAGAAAUGAGAGGGUUCGGUACGGGACCUCGGAACAGAAUGCCGAGGAGAAAUUGACAAAAAGAUAGAAACUUUGUCAGAACCAGGACUAAAAGAGGCCCCAAUGGCUAUUGAGAUGCCACCAGAAAGCAAACAUGGCGCAAUAAUAAAAUACAUGAAACAGACGUCAGGCGUUUCUUUACUUUGGUUGAACAGUGAGAUUGUAUGGUUAACGCAGGUAACAAUGUGGUGACAGAGGAGAGAUUACAGCCCACCAAAUUGAUGUUUUCCAACCAGAAGCCUUUCUGCAUUUAUUUUACAUCUCUUCAUCUGUAAGUUCCCCUGCCAUUCAGGGGUACUUUUUUCCAGUGGCAACAGAAAGCCAAUGCUGGUCAGUAUUAAAGGAGAAGAAAAGUC